This is a messenger RNA of Haliotis rufescens (red abalone), 2655 nucleotides long. Its product is annotated as mucin-5AC-like. The record is from RefSeq and is a predicted model, not a curated record. The transcript is spliced from 5 exons. Lineage: Eukaryota; Metazoa; Mollusca; Gastropoda; Lepetellida; Haliotidae. Bases 103 to 1878 code for a protein of 591 amino acids.
AUCCAGUAUGACAUUCACUCCUCUGUGGUACUCAGCACGUGGUUUACGUACCUCCCCUACGGUUUGUGUCAUUUGGAAUGUUGCCAUCAGUGUCUGUUGAACAUGGGAAUAUUGACUGAUGUGUUAACCAACGGGUCAUCUUCAAGAUUAAGAUACGUUUGUAUUUAUUUGCCUCAUAUUUCUUAUGUGUACUUGUAUAUUUCGUUUGUUCUAGACAACUGUCCAAAUGGAGAUGUAUUUGUAGACUGUCACAUACUAAAUCAGGACACGAAAGGUCUAUGCUACAGUGAAAGAAAUACCAGGGGUUGUUGUGAAACAUGUCCACUUUUCAAGUCGGCAGUAGCAAAUUGCACAUAUGGUGAUCGUGACUCUGACUGUGACACUGUUAUUACUCAGGAACAGAAAGGUCUUUGUUACAAUGAAAACAAGGCCUAUGGCUGUUGUGAGACUUGCCCAGCCUACUCGUCAGGAGGUGACUGUCCCUAUGGCGACAACACGUUUAAUGAUCCAUGUGCCUAUAGCAACUGUAUCAUUGCUGGUCCCGACUACAUUGGAAGGUGUUUUGACACUUGUCGCAAUUUUACGUCACAAUCUACCACAACUACAACAACUACUACUGUACCAACAACUACCACAGCUACACUAACAUCUACCACAACUGCACCAAUAAUUACCACAACUACACUAAUAACACCAAUAACUAUCACUUUACCAACUACCACAACUACUACAACUGCACCAAUAACUACCACUUUACCAACUACCACUACCACAAUAGUAUCUACCACAAUUACACCAACAACUAACACAACUGCACCAACAGCUACACCAUCAACUACCACUACUCUCCCAACAACCUCAACUACUAUACCAACAACUACAACAACUACCUCAGCAUCUACUACAACUGCACCAACUACCACAACUACACCAAUUGCUAUCACAACAACUAACACUACACCAGCAACUACCCCAACGGCACCAAUAACUACCACUUUACCAACUACCACAAUUACACCAACAACUACCGCAACUGCACCAAUAACUACCACUUUACCAACUACCACAACUACACUAACAACUACCACUACUACACCAAUAUCUACGACAAUUACACAAACAACUACUACAACUGCACCAACAGCUAAGCCAUCAACUACCACUACUCUCCUAACAACCUCAACUACUACACCAACAACUACAACAACUAUACCAGCAUCUACUACAACUGCACCAACUACGCAUACCACAACUACACCAAUUCCUAUCACAACAACUACCACAACAGGACCAAGAACUACUAGACCUACAACUUCCACUAGUACACCAACAACUACCACAACUACAUCAACAACUACUUCAACUACACCAACUACGACUACAACUACACCAACGACUGCCACAGCUACACCAACAACUGUCACAACUACACCAACGACUUCGACUACGCAAUUAACUACCACUACACCAACUACAACGCCAACUACAUCAACAAUUCCUACAACAGCCAGCACAACACAAAGUUCCUCACCUCCAUCAAAACAAGCUACCAGUACAAGAAUAGUGUCCAGCACAGCUACAGUCAUAGCAGGACCUACAUCUACAACUUUAGGCUUAUCUCUUCCCACCACGACAGUCAAUGCUCUCAGUGAGCAAAAAAUAAUCAUAGGGGCGAGCUUCGCUUUCAGUCUCGGGAUAAUUGUCAUCCUCAUUGUGCUCAUCGUCUUUGUCGAAAGAGGCAUUUGCAGAAUGGGGACAAAACGAAAACCUACGCCAACACGAACCGGAGACUUGGAUUACAAGGCUCCGCCUCUAGGAGUGUCUUCAAGGGGGCUCUCCUCAUACUCAACACGUUUUAAUGUUGGUCGAUUAGCCUAGGCAAUAAUACCCAGUGCAGUUCAUCCCACGCAUGCCCAAUCAUAGUUUUAAGCAACGACAGUGGCUAGACUUUUGAAACUGGUCCACAGACUUACCCACCUUCAAAUAUUGAAAUAAAAAGUAGUCGGGUCCUAUUUGUUCGCCUUACAUUUAUUGUCAAUUUCUAGAACCUGGUGUGCGAUAUUACCAAUCUUAUAUAUUUUUCACCACUGUUCCUGCCAUAUCAAUCAGUCUGUUGAUCUGAUUAGAUGUUGGUUUAUUUAAUUAAAAGUGUAUGUUAUUCAGUCAAAAUGACAUAAAAUAUUUGACCAUUUUCAUUCAUAAUCGUUAGAACUAACAUAUUACCGCAGGCCAAUCAGCGUGUCAUACUUACAUAUACCUUUUUACAUUCCUGGUAUCAUCAUUGAUUUUCAGAGAUCCAUUCAUAGACGUAUUAUUAUCUUGCGUUGACGUUCUAUAUUGACAAUAUAUGGUCAAAUAUAUUUCUCGUUGGCCUCUUUACUGUUCAUAUCGCACAGUUCACAAACCGAUUUACUACAACAUAUAAACGAAACCAGUUUCUAUGAGUCAGAGUGUUGGGUGUAUAUCGGUUUUGUGACGUUCUUUAUGUACUUUCGUCAUGACUUACAAAAUUUAGAACUUUAUGGCAUGAACUCAAUGACGAAGGGAGGUUUGGCAGUGUAAAUAAACAUAUGUAUAUUAUUUACCUUUCCAUUAAUUUUUGUAGUAUUGUGUAAAUAAACUUAAAAUGCCACUGAAAAUCGUUAUAUGUUAUCU